This is a messenger RNA of Achroia grisella, 1639 nucleotides long. RefSeq names its product alkaline phosphatase-like. The transcript is spliced from 9 exons. Gene Ontology annotation, biological process: dephosphorylation. Gene Ontology annotation, molecular function: alkaline phosphatase activity. Lineage: Eukaryota; Metazoa; Arthropoda; Insecta; Lepidoptera; Pyralidae. The record is from RefSeq and is a predicted model, not a curated record. Bases 25 to 1608 code for a protein of 527 amino acids.
UCACGUGGUCGUCCAGUAUUCGCCAUGCGGUCUAUUAUAUUUAUUUGGUGGCUUCUCGUUACAGUGCAGUGCUCUAUAAGAACUGAUCAGCAAUACUGGAAGGAUUUAGCUAAAAAGGAGCUGAAGGAAGCUCUAGGAGUCAAAUGGAACCAAGGAAGAGCGAAAAAUAUUAUCAUAUUUAUUGGAGAUGGGAUGGGACCUAACACAGUGACAGCAACAAGGAUAUAUAAAGGUGGCGAAAGUCAUAGAUUAACUUACGAAUUAUUCCCGCAUGUAGGCUUAUUGAAAACCUAUGCAGCUGACAAAAUGGUGCCAGAUUCAGCUUGUACUGCAACAGCCCUGUUAUGUGGGAUGAAGGUCAACUCGGAUACUGUAGGAGUAGACGCCAGCGUGAAGCGUAAAGACUGUCUAAGGUCAUUAGAGCCUGAAGUCAGACUGAAAUCAAUAGCAGCUAUCGCGCUCGAAUCGGGGAAAAGUGCAGGUUUCGUAACGACCAUGCGUGUGACCCACGCAACCCCCAGUCCCCUAUACGGCUACAGCGCAGACCGUACUUGGGAAUGCGACGCGAAUAUUCCACCAACAGCGGCGAAGUGUAAAGAUCUCGGUCGUCAGCUUAUAGAGGACUGGCCUGGAAGAGAUCUCAAUGUGAUCUUAGGAGGAGGACGACUGUCUUUAGUAUCCAACAAAACUGAAACUCCUAAUGAAUCUACAACUACAGAUAUUCCCAGAAAUAAAUGGGUUUGUGUAAGGCAAGAUGGAUUAAAUCUAAUAGACAAAUAUAAGAAAAAUAAAGAAAUGCGGGGCCAAAAAUAUGCAUAUGUAUCCAAUUUGACAGAAUUACAAAGUUUUAAUGCGAAUGAAACUGAUUAUCUUCUAGGGAUCUUCUCUGAUAGCCAUUUAGAUUAUGAAUAUGAACGGAACUCAGGACCCGCUGGAAUGCCAUCAAUAUCAGAUAUGGUAAUAGCAGCGAUUAAUGUUUUGAAGAAAAAUGAAGAGGGAUUCUUUCUUAUGGUGGAAGGUGGAAAUAUAGAUAUGGCUCAUCACCGUGGACGAGCGAAAGUAGCAAUAGAGGAAUCUGCCGCCAUGGAGGAGGCUGUCAGGGUCGCAGUUGCCAUGACUGAUGAGAAAGAUACGCUAUUGAUCGUAACCAGCGACCACACUCACACGUUGAACAUCAACGGAUAUCCGAAUAGAGGGUCUAACAUAUUCGGAAUAGCUGGUACUUCGCCCCACGAUGGUAUCAAUUACACCACCCUAUCGUAUAGUACUGGAGGACCCAGUUCGUUCAAAUAUUAUGUCGACAAAAAUGAUAAGAACCAGACGACAGUGGUAAGGCAAGACCCUAGCCUGGAACAGACUAAUAAUGUUUACUAUAAGCAAAAUGCUGGCAUUGUUUUAGAUGAAAACAGUCAUGGUGGCGGUGACGUCAUAAUUUAUGCUAAAGGUCCUCAUUCCCAUUUAUUCCACAAUAUACAUGAACAGCAUUAUGUUUACUAUGCUGUAUUAUAUGCAUCAAAAAUGGGACCUUAUGCAUCGUCUAACGCAUGCAAUCCUACUUUUUUGGGAUUUCUUAUACUUUUUGUAUUACUGUUCUUGCUUAUACAGUAGAUUUAACAUUAAAGAUAUCUCAAUAUAGAAA